Panthera uncia (snow leopard) is the source of this 267-nucleotide messenger RNA. Its product is annotated as apolipoprotein C-I-like. The record is from RefSeq and is a predicted model, not a curated record. Gene Ontology annotation, biological process: negative regulation of cholesterol transport; negative regulation of lipoprotein lipase activity; triglyceride metabolic process. Gene Ontology annotation, cellular component: very-low-density lipoprotein particle; extracellular region; high-density lipoprotein particle. NCBI's taxonomy places the organism in Eukaryota, Metazoa, Chordata, Mammalia, Carnivora, Felidae. Gene Ontology annotation, molecular function: fatty acid binding; phospholipase inhibitor activity.
AUGAGUCUCAUCCUGUCACUCCCGGUUUGGGUGGUGGUUCUGUCUUUGGUUUUGGAAGGCCCAGUCCUGGCCCAGGCAGUCCCACAAACCUCCAGCACUUUGGAGCUCAUCCUGGAUAAGCUGAAGGAGUUUGGUAAAGCUCUGAAGGACAAGGCCCUGGCAGCCAUUGAGAGCAUCAAGCAGAGCGACAUUCCUGCAAAGACCCAGAACUGGUUUUCCAAGACUUUCAACAAAGGGAAGGAGAGGCUCAAAAUUACUUUCUCCUGA